CAAAAUCAACAGACGGCUCCUAGCGCCGGUGGAAUCGUCGGUGGAAUCUGCUACCCUCGACACCAGCUUGCUUGCGGCGAGGAGUGUAGAAAGUGCUGUUCGCUAACUGCGUGGUGAAGGAGAGAAAGCGAUAGAAGAGAGAGCCAUAAUGCUGACGUUGAAGGCCCGGCCCUGUGAGGUUGCAUAGGGUAAGCGGCGUUGGCCAGGCGGCGGCGGCGAAGGAAGGGAAGAGGAUUUGGGCUGGGGGCGGGGCUUGACGCGCAGCGUGGCCCCUGAUUGCUGGAGCGCGGCUGCCAAUCUCGCGGAUCCGCUCGCUUAACCAGUGCGCUGGCGAGACGCGCUCAGAUAUACCGAGCGAGCGCCGAGCAGCAGCCUCAGAUCCUGACGGUGCAGCAGCCCGCAGCCUCAGCCAGGGAGUCCCAGCCGCUUUCAAUGGAGGAGAAGCCCGGCCAGCCACAGCCUCAGCACCAUCACAGCCACCACCAUCCGCACCAUCACCCCCAGCAGCAGCAGCAGCAGCAGCAGCAGCAGCAGCAGCCGCCGCACCAUCACCACCAUUAUUAUUUCUACAACCACAGCCACAACCACCACCACCACCACCAUCACCAGCAGCCUCACCAGUACCUGCAGCAUGGAGCUGAGGGCAGCCCCAAGGCCCAGCCCAAGCCGCUGAAACAUGAGCAGAAACACACCCUCCAGCAGCACCAGGAAACGCCGAAGAAGAAAACAGGCUAUGGUGAAAUAAAUGGUAAUGCCGGAGAAAGAGAAAUAUCUUUAAAGAACCUCAGUUCUGAUGAAACUACUAACCCUAUUUCCAGGGUCCUCAAUGGCAACCAACAAGUUGUAGACACUAGCCUGAAGCAGACUGUAAAGACCAGCACCUUCGGAAAAGCAGGAAUUAAAACCAAGAAUUUUAUUCAGAAAAAUAGUAUGGACAAAAAGAAUGGGAAGUCUUAUGAAAAUAAAUCUGGAGAGAACCAGGCUGUAGAUAAGACUGACGCUGUAGCAAUUCCAAAUGGUGUUAUAACGAAUAAUUCAGGCUAUAUUACUAAUGGUUAUAUGGGCAAAGGAGCAGAUAAUGAUGGUAGCGGAUCUGAGAGUGGAUACACCACUCCUAAAAAAAGGAAAGCUAGGCGCAAUAGUGCCAAGGGUUGUGAAAAUCUUAAUUUAGUGCAGGACAAAAUAAUGCAAGAGACUAGUGUCCCAGCAUUAAAACAGGGACUUGAAACUUUAAAGCCUGACUAUAGUGAACAAAAGGGAACUCGAGUAGAUGGUUCGAAGCCUAUUUGGAAGUAUGAAACUGGACCUGGAGGAGCAAGUCGUGGAAAACCUGCUAUGGGUGACAUGCUUCGUAAAAGCUCAGAUAUUAAACCUGGUUUGAGCAGCAAAAAGUUUGAUGAUCGGCCUAAAGGAAAGCAUGCCUCAGCUGCUGCCUCCAAAGAGGACUCAUGGACCUUGUUUAAACCACCCCCAGUUUUUCCAGUGGACAAUAGCAGUGCUAAAAUAGUUCCUAAAAUAAGUUAUGCAAGCAAAGUUAAAGAAAACCUCAACAAAACUGUACAGAACUCGUCUGUGUCACCAUCUUCAUCUUCAUCCUCUUCAUCAUCUACUGGGGAAACUCAGACCCAGUCUUCAAGUCGGUUAUCCCAGGUCCCCAUGUCAGCUCUGAAAUCUGUUACUUCUGCCAAUUUUUCUAAUGGGCCUGUUUUAGCAGGAACUGAUGGAAGCAUGUAUCCAUCUGGGGGUCAGCCACUGCUAACUACUGCUGCUAAUACUUUAACACCCAUCUCUACUGGGACUGAUUCAGUUCUGCAGGACAUGAGUCUGACUUCAGCAGCUGUUGAACAAAUUAAGUCUAGCCUUUUUAUCUACCCUUCAAAUAUGCAAACGGUGCUGUUAAGCACAGCACAAGUAGAUCUGCCCUCUCAGACAGAUCAGCAAAACCUGGGGGAUAUCUUCCAGAAUCAAUGGGGUUUAUCAUUUAUAAAUGAGCCCAGUGCUGGCCCGGAGACUGUUAUUGGAAAGUCAACGGAUCAUAAAGUGAUGGAAGUGACAUUUCAAGGAGAAUAUCCUGCCACUUUGGUCUCACAGGGUGCUGAAAUAAUUCCCUCAGGAACUGAGCAUCCUGUGUUUCCCAAGGCUUAUGAGCUGGAAAAACGGACUAGUCCUCAAGUUCUGGGUAACAUUCUAAAAUCUGGGACUACUGAGAGUGGAGCCUUAUCCUUGGAACCCAGUCAUAUAGGUGACCUGCAAAAAGCAGACACCAGUAGUCAAGGUGCUUUAGUGUUUCUCUCAAAGGACUACGAAAUAGAAAAUCAAAAUCCUAUGGCCUCUCCAACGAACACUUUGUUAGGCUCCGCCAAAGAACAGAGAUACCAGAGAGGCCUAGAAAGGAAUGAUAGCUGGGGUUCUUUUGACCUGAGGGCUGCUAUUAUAUAUCACACUAAAGAAAUGGAAUCUAUAUGGAAUUUGCAGAAGCAAGAUCCCAAAAGGAUAAUCACUUACAAUGAAGCCAUGGAUAGUCCAGAUCAAUGAAGGACCAGACUGCCUAUUUGUAACCUUUCUGCAGCAUUAGAGCCACCGUUCAUGGGGGACACAAGGCUUUUAUGCUCCUAGAUCUUCAACGCAGCAGAGGAACCAUAAGUAGAAUCACAGGAUAAUAUAUACAAAUAUAUAUAUAUACAUAUAUAUAUAUAUAGUUAUUUAAAAAAGGCAACUGAAAGUAAUUAGACUUCUUAAGGAAUCAAAUUUAUUUCAAGAGACUACACAUGGUUAUUUAAUCUCCGGUACCGAAUAGUUUUUUCCUUUAUUAUUUUGUUAGUUUUUGUUUUUAAGUGUGAAUGCAAAUGAUUAAUGAAUACAGACUUAAAACAAGCGUGGUUCUAAAGUUCCUGCUGUCAUCGACUUGGGCAACAAAUGACCCACUGGAAAGGCAAAUCCACUUACUAGGUAUCUGAACCUUGUUCUGUGACUAAAGUGAUACACUAAUCACGGGGAACCCAGAAUGAUUCAACAUUUCCCCCCACUCCACCCUUGAUCUUUUAGUUUUAUUUUGAGCCCUGCGAGAAUGCUGGAUAAAUGCCUUGAAGUUUGCAGGGGUGUUUUUUGUUGUUUGUUUUUCUGUUUUGUUUUGUUUUUUAAUCCAAUGAUUUGCAUGUCUUGCCAAGAGUUGUGCAGCCUAUGUGGGGUGUUUGAAAUAAUUCCUUUUUACUUUUGUGGGGUAGGGACAGAGGGGGGCAUUGAAGUGCUACAAUCCUGUUUGUGGGUACAUAGUUAACUUUGGCUAUAUGUUUGACUUUUAACAGCUGAAGAAUCUGAGUGUCAUUUAAAGAAAAGUUGCAGAACAAGUAAUUGGCUGAUAAUUACCCCUUGUAAUUGUGUAACUGGGAGCAAAAAUAUAUUCUGCUUUUCUGCUGUAGGUGCUCAGACUUGCUCUCUGUCACUAACACUAAGUGUGUACUCUUGUUUUCCAUCAAACAUUUAAGAGAAACUUACAUACCUUUCUGUAAAUUCUUUUAAUUUCAGUUUCUCAGCAAAAUCUAAAAAGAUAAAAAGUUCAUGAAAAAAUGUUUGUUUUUAGCCAGCGAGGAGGUAAUAAACACUGCUUGUGUUUUCAGGCAAAUUCUACUUCUGAGCUUAUUAGCUUCUAAUUAUAUUAUCAUUAGAGCAAGAUGGGUUGUUUUCUUUUUUUUUUUUUUUAGGAAAAUAAUGUGAAAGUCUGGAAAUUUUGUUAUGGGCAGAAAAGACCACUAGCCCUGUCUUAUCAUCGUAUUACCAUCCUGUUGCGCUGCAGCCUGUGUAUAGCAUGCUAAAAUUGUGUGUGUGUGUGUGUGUGUGUGUGUGUGAGUGAGAGAGAGAGAGAGAGAGAGAGAGAGAGAGAGAGACUAAGGGUCCAAUUUAAGACUGGGUGAUGUUAGUGGCAUAACAAGUUCUCUGACCUGGUGUAGCAUCAUCACACACAUAACACAUACAGAGAAGUUAGUGUGUCCAUGUUUGUCAAAUACAAGUUCAAAUAGCAGGGCCUUUAUAACAGGCAGGCUGUAUCCCCUGGACAUGGGGAGAAAGUAGUUGCUUUUUACUCUUAAUUGUUUUAUAAGAAAUGUCCAGUUUUGAGCGAUUGUAGUGUGGAUGGAUUUUUUUGGUUUUGUUAAUUUCAGGUUUUUAACAAAUAGUUCAUGAAAGAAGCUAUUUGAUUUACCACAGAGAAAAACUUUUUAGUCUGGAUUUCUGCCCUGCUUAGAUUUUUUUUUUUUUAAAGUAUAAGCAUGGAUUGCCAAUUCCACUUGAUGUAAACAAAACCUUUUAUACAUAAUAUAUAUAAUAACUUAUUGUAUCAGCCCAGGUUCAGAAACUUGUGGUAGGCCAGUUUCAGAUAGUCUCAUUUCACCUGUAAACUGUAUCACUUUUACUGAUAUUGUAAUUUUCAAAUGUAUAAUAUGUUUACAGACGUGCCCUGCAUUUAGUCGUUUGUUCCUAUUUUGAUUUUUUUUUUUUCUUUUUUUUGGUUGUUGAGUCUCCUGCCUGCUUGCCAAAAGCUAGGAUGCUUCAGCCCUGUGUACAUCCAUGAGGCAUCCUUGAGCUUUAAAGCAUUGAACAAACUGGAAAUUGCAACACGCCACAUACUGAACUGAAAAAAAGUCUGUGUUUUGUGUUUUUUUUUUUAAUAAAAAUUUUCAAAAAGUUUAAAAAAAAUGCUUGAUUAAAGAAAGGCUCCAGUUUGUUUUAUAGGUUUUAAAGUUCUGCUUUGUGUUUAAUUGCCUUGUGUAACCACUUGUCGCCUUAGGGCCAAAUCCCUACCCCUAUCUUUUUUUAAUGCCCAUUUUGCUUGCCUGAAAUUUUAAAGUUCUGUUGCACAAAUCACAAGAAAAAAAAAAGAUAAAAAGGAAAAAAAAAAAAACCUUCCUUGGUUUGUGGCAUACAAGGUUGAAUGCACAAACUGAAAACAGAAAAAUCCAGUUUCCUGAAUUGGGCUUUUUAACUUAGAUGUAAUAGUACCUUUAAAGGCCUUCACUUUCAUAAUUCCUUUUCCAUAUCCUUCAGGCCUCUGUGCAGAGAAGCUAAAGAGAAUGUACUUCUUCUCUGUCCAAAGGUGUUGAGUCUCACUUCUAAAUGAAACAAUGCAACAUUUCACUUUGAUUUCUCCACUGAAAUUUUCUUGAUAAUAUGGUUAGAGGAAUAUAUAUAUAUAUAGUAGUUAGAAAUGUCUCUUAACUUUCUGGGAUCCCUAGUGACCCAUCAUUAACUGUCAGUAUUUUUUGGACAUUGGGUUAAUGGAGUUAAUUGCCUCAGUACAAGCAGGACUUUGGGACAGACAUCUUUUGUGCUGUUUGAUACUUGUCUCAAUCUUUCUCCUUAGGUCCUCACACAAUUCCUUACAGAGCACUUAUUAAAAAAAAAGUCUUACAAGUUCAUCUGUUUUCUGAUUAUUUUUGUGUAAGCUUCUAAAGAAACAUCAGCUGUGAUUAAUUUAGCACAUUUAAAUAACAGUAUGUUGUUGGUAUAUUUUCCUUCAACUCAGAGUAUUAGUACUGUAGCAUAAACCAAAUACAGUCUAGAGGGGAUUUUUAACAUCCCUCCAUUUAAAAGACUGAAAAGGGUGUGUGUGUGUGUGUAUGGAUGGAUGGAUGUUGGGGUGCUUGCGUGUGAGGGAAAGAUGAAGAUGCGAAGAAUUAGUAAAUGAAUGUUUAAGACAUUAUAUUAGUAUUCAGAGAAUGAAACUUGUAUUUAUUUUGUGCCAUUUGUUUUCAUUACAUGGAAUAAAGUCGGGUGGUUUAAAUUCUUAAAGGGUAGUACUAGAAAAAUGGCACUAAGGAUGAAAUCAUGACCUAUUUUUUUAAUAGAAACUAAUUAUGGGUGAUGAUUUCUUUUUCAGUUUGUCUUGAUUGUAGGUUUUGCGUCACAUACCACUCACUUUUGUGUAAAUGUCUUGAAUAAUAUCCCUUCCCCACAAAAGACAGGGUGUAUUUAUCUUUUCUUUUCAUCCACAACCUGAAGUUAAUUGCAUAGUGUUUCCUCUAACCUUAGUAAUGAACCUCCACAUCAUCAAUAAAGUGUGUUUAUGGUGUCUAUAGUAGCCUGCCCUUCUCUACUUAACUAGAAACUUGAGUGACACCUUUUUGCUGUCCUCUCUCUGCUUUACUAGUUACUUAUAACUUGCAAAAAUUCAUAGAUGGAAUACAGUGCUGUGAUUUGUUUUCAAAUGAGUUUUUAGAGAAAAUAAACCUCAAUUGGUAGGACACAGCAGCAGUCAUUUUACACUUGGUUGUUAGCUUGUUGCCAGCCCUCACCAAAAGUACUUAUGUCCUCAUGCUCUUUUGGGGAGCAGGGGGAUAGAUUUUAAGGUUAGAAAAAAGGGCAUGUAAAUGAAAUGCGAACUUGUAACAGAUGGCCAUGGGUAAGGAAACUGAAGACUUGGCUGAAUUAAAAAACCUCUCCACUACUGGUGGUGGUGUCUCUCAAGUCACUUAGUGUUCAAAAAUGCUAAGCGUCAUUAACAGACUAAAAGAACUAAUACGUUGUAGCUGGCCAAAUACAUGUAGUGGACAAAGUUUCUAUAAGGCCUAUUGAUAUAUGCCUGCCAGGCUGGAUUUUGAUAGGACUCUUUAACAGUUAGAAAGGAUGGGACUUGCAAGUCUUCCCCAAUGUACUAGUAGGGAAGGAAGCACAGGACAAGAAUAGAAGCUGCUUAAAGAUGGCCGGAAGAGCACAGGCCAACCGUUCUCAAAAUCAUUGUUGGUUUCCUGGUUGAAGAAGGUGGGCUUCUGCUGUUAGUAUCUUAAAAUGAUUGUGAACACUUAGGUGAACAGCAAGACCCUUACGUGUUGGUGUGAAAAAUGAUAAAUCAACUCGCUUAAGCACUGACUUUUAAGUUUUGAAGCAGUAGUUUUGAAUUUUAAGUCCAUCAUAAAAUACCCAGUAAAGCACCAGUGUAUUUGCAGUCAGGGACUGGAAACUAACACUCUUAAGCUGUAGUGGGGAUUGCUGGUUCAGACAUUUCCUGUUUAGAAAAUUUUGUUACAUUCAGAGUUCUGAAGCCAUUUUAUAUUUUGGUGUCUGUUUUUUAAAGCCUUAUUUAAAAUAGCUACAAAUGUUUUUUUUUUUUUUUUUCUCCCCAGUUCACUUUUGCUUUCACUGUAAUCAGUUUUAAUCUACAGACCAAACCAACUUAGAUCAACAUUACAAUAGCUUUCCAUACAUACCCCUUUUUUCCUCAGGUGCUAAACAAAGGCUCCAAAAUGAAUAUUGCUUUAGUAACAUCUGUUUUAUUCUUAAAAUGCAUAUUUCUUUUGCUAAUUGUAAAGAUUUGGUGUUAACAAAGUGGUUUUAAUAUGUAAAUAUGAACGAAUACCUUUAGUUCUAUUAAGUCAGUUUGCCUUUUAUCUUUUGUAGAUAAUUUUUCACAAUCUUGAAUACAUUUCAUUGGUAUUGUUGCAUCUUUAGAAUGAAAACAACUGUUUUGUCUUAGAUUACGCCUGCUGCUGCUAUGGGAAACUGAAAAUCAAGAAUGUGAUGCACUUUUUAACAUUACUAUAACCAUAGGUUGCUUUAAUACCUUUUCUCGGUAGCACAGCCACUAACAAAAAUGAACAGUUUAUAAUUCUCUUCAGGAAGUAAGUCAGUUUGUAGUUGGUGUUGACCUAUGAAGGGGACAGUAACUUAGGAAAUAAAACUUUUGGUUAAUAUUAUAUUUUGGCCGUAAAGUGUCUUCUACUGAAAAUAGUUUAGAUUUUAGCUUCGUUUCUAUUAUUCCCUCUUUGCUUCAAAAAGAAUUGGUAAGAAUUAAAGGAAGUCAUUUCAUUGAUUUUUUUUUUUUUAAUUGUCAGUAAGCUUUUUUCUUUUUUUUUUUUUUUUUUAGAGAAGUAAUACUGCCCUGAACCAGUCAGAUAUUUAGUUUAGUUAAUAAAGCUCCUGACUACUCUGCUUCUCAAGUGUAUUUUUUACUUAACAAAGGUAAACAAUAAGAAUGCUACUUGACAAAGGAAAAAAAAAUCUUCUCAAGCACAUACUCAAACAUGAAGGAGAAAAAAACCCAAAAAGUGUGUAGAGGAGGGACACCAAAUGAGGUGGAGGAAUACGAGAAUGAUGUGUGGUCCAAAGCUAUCUGGUUAUAUUUUGAUGUUGCCAAUAUUGUAGAGCCAAAAUUUUAAUUUGCUUACUUAAUAUAUUUGUUGGCCAGAGAUCUAUUUUUAUAUCAGUGUGCCUUGCAUGUAUAUUAACUUUGGGAAAGGCCAUGUAGUGAUGCCUGAGAUGUUGAUGGUUCUUACCACCUCACUGAUUUUUAUGCAGUGGAAAUGCUCAUUCUAUUGCCCAAUUGGUGCUCUCUGUUUAAAGUCAUAGAUCUUGUCAAACUGGAACUCUUUUAUAAACUGGGGAGUCACUUUUUUCUUUCUCUUCAUUUUUUAGUCUGUUAGUGGCUGGUCUGUAGUGGGAAAUAGUAAAAAGGAAUCUUCACUACCUACCCCCACCCCCACCCUAACACCACCUACAAGUGAUGUGAUGAUAUCAUUACUUUGUGCUCUUUGAAGGAAGUUUCAGUUUGCUGUCUCCUAGUGUUACAAAAGGUGUUAUUAAAAGCAUUGUUUGCAAAGUACAGGAAGAUGAUGGGAGUAUACAUUAUUUUUGUGAUUCUUUGUGAGCUUUGAUCCAAGUUAUUGGCUCUUUCCAACAAAAAUUUCGUGGUUGAAGCACCUUGCUUAGAAAGAUUUUAAUAUUCAUGUCUAUAAUUGUCUCAAUAAACUGUGCAAUUCUUGUCAUUAUAGAAAACAAAACAAAAAAAGACAGAUCUGAACUCUCCCUAAUGUGAUUUGUUAGUUUCUGUAUUUCCUGCCAGUGUAAAUGUGAAAAGCUUUGCUUGCAUUACGUUUUAGAAAUGCAUUUUGCACACUCAGUUUUGCUGAAGUUUUGCUGAAGCUCCGUGAAAAGGUUAGAUCUAAGUAGAUGAAUAAAGCUAUGCACAUGUUUUGAAAGUUUAAUUUGUGUGUCAUUACCAAAAGUAAUCUGUCAUUAUUUUGCUGUUCUUAGCUUUACCAUCUUUGGAAACAUGGUUCAAAGUUAGUUAGCUCAUCAGUGGAACUAAAAGGAAAGCUGGCACCCAUUGAAUAAAGUCUAGUUGAUAUGAGAGCUUGACUUGUAUCUAUUAAAGGGCUUUUCUUGAAACAGGGCAAUUGUAUCAGCUUUAUAAACCAUUGGAUCCAAUGCUCUUCUCAGUGAAUUUUGAAUAUUUAUGAAAAAGAAAUGGAAAGUCAUUCAAACUGAAACGAAGGAAAGACCUUUGUCAUAUGAAGCUCUGUGGCAGUUUUAUGUCUUAAACUGAUUUAAAGGUAGGAUUGACUUUUUUAAACCUUUAUUAUUUUAACAUAAAUUUGGUUAAUUGGAUGAUUUGAGAUAAAAAUCGUUCAGUUUUAAGGUCAAAACACAGAUUGUUUUUAAGGACAAUGUGUAUCUUUUUAAAAGCCCAGACUGAUCUGGGCUUCUGGUUCAUUCACUGCAGUUGCAUGUACUAAGUAGGUUCUUAAAGGUUGUUUAGGUGUGCUGGCCAGAGCUUGUCUUUCAUCUUUUAACAGGUAACUUCGGUAACUUGAGGACAUUUGUAGGUGAGCUGAGUAAAAGAUACUACCAAUGGUGUUUUCCCAAGCUCCAUGUAUGAGGUAUAUUAUUUCAUAGCUUUUGUCUAUCAAAAAGGGUUACUUCUCUUUCAUCUUGUUGGCUUUGAAAAGACAGCAAAAGUUCUGUUUGUUUAUAGUGGCAGUUAGUAAAUCUAGUAAAGAUUCAAAAUGUGGUCUAUACUGCAUAGCUUUAUAAACACAGGUAGUAGCAAACAGCUUGGAUGGCUUUGGAUACUCUUGAGCAUCUGUCAAUAGUUCAUUUAUGUCCAGACUUAGAAUAAACUGGUAGCUAGGCUUUAUGGUGGACACCUGUAAUCCUGGCAACCAGCAGGCUGAAGCAGGAGGACUAUGAGUUCAAAGCCAGACUUGCUUGCAUAGCAACAUAGCAAAUGUAUUGGAGAAGUAAUCUCUGUAUAUUGUGCACAAACAUUUAUUUAUGAGCUGGGUUGCCUUUUACUUUUGAAAAGGAUAAUUAGUGAAUUACAGUUAUGUUAGAAAAUAUUGUCCCUUUCCCUCUGAAUUUUUUUUCAAUAUUUUUUUGCCCAGUUUCAAAAUAAUAAAAGUAGGUCUUUUCUUAGAUAGAGGAACAGUGACCAGAAAUUACCGUUUUGCUAAAUAACUGCUUAGGUAUUUACUUAAAGCUGUUGCUGGUCUUAAAGAAUCCAAGGAAGUCUCAGUUACAUGAUGAUCUUCCCUUAUCAAUGUCUUACUUAAUGUUCAGUGUUUUAAAAAUACAAAAUUACACUCUACAACCAUACUCAGAUUUACUUAUUUUAUCAGAAAAACUUGAGAGAUUUGUAGAUCAAAUAAGACAAUAAGUGUACAUUGUUGAAUAAAAAAAUUUAAAGUUUU
This is a messenger RNA of Meriones unguiculatus (Mongolian gerbil), 10457 nucleotides long. It is a transcript of the gene Nufip2, whose product is annotated as nuclear FMR1 interacting protein 2. The record is from RefSeq and is a predicted model, not a curated record. The transcript is spliced from 4 exons. Bases 433 to 2535 code for a protein of 700 amino acids. Gene Ontology annotation, molecular function: RNA binding. Lineage: Eukaryota; Metazoa; Chordata; Mammalia; Rodentia; Muridae. Gene Ontology annotation, cellular component: nucleoplasm; cytoplasmic stress granule.